Papaver somniferum (opium poppy) is the source of this 1023-nucleotide messenger RNA. RefSeq names its product palmitoyl-acyl carrier protein thioesterase, chloroplastic-like. The transcript has 6 exons. The coding region runs from base 1 to 1023 and encodes 340 amino acids. Lineage: Eukaryota; Viridiplantae; Streptophyta; Magnoliopsida; Ranunculales; Papaveraceae. Gene Ontology annotation, biological process: fatty acid biosynthetic process. Gene Ontology annotation, molecular function: acyl carrier activity; fatty acyl-[ACP] hydrolase activity. The record is from RefSeq and is a predicted model, not a curated record.
AUGGUUGCUUCCAGUACCAUUGCGGCAUCAUCAGCAUUCUCUCCUGCUAAUUGUUCAAUAACAACAACAAAGAUUAGUGGAGGAUCAGACAAUGUGACUCCUCUUGGCAUGAAACCGAACAUGAGACCCUCUUUUAGAGGGUUGCGGGCUAAAGUGAAGGCCCAAGCACCUGAAAAGCACAUGAAUGACUAUAUUUAUCGGCAAAAUUUCGCAAUUAGAUCAUUUGAGAUUGGCCCUAAUCGGAUGGCAACGAUAGGAGCAAUGUUGAAUCAUUUACAGGCAACAAUUGCUAACCAUAUUAGGUAUGCGGGGCUACUGGGAGAUGGUUUUGGUUCGACGCCGGAGAUGAGCAAAAGAAAUCUUAUAUGGGUUCUUGCUAAAAUGCAGGUUCUCGUUGAUCGAUAUCCUUUUUGGGGUGAUGUCGUUCAAAUAGAUAAUUGGUUUGCUGGUGCAUCCGUAAAAAAUGGUAUUGCUAACCACUGGCUUCUUCGUGAUGCCAAUACCGUUGAAACUCUCGCUCAAGCUAACAGUGUGUGGAUCAUGAUGAAUAGAAAAACAAGAAAAGUGUCUAAAUUUCCAGAGGAAGUUAGAAACGAAACGGCACCCAUUACUAUGGAUUAUUGUAUCUCGGAUGACAUCAAACUUUCAAAGCUUCAUGCCAAUACAGCUGAUUACGUUCAAACUGGUUUAACUGCGCAUUGGAGCGACUUGGAUGUUAACCACCAUGUGAACUUUGCCAAAUAUAUUGGAUGGAUUCUCGAGAAUGUUCCUACACUGAUCUUGAAUGGUCACGAAGUUUGUGAUUUGGCUCUCGAGUUUAGGAGAGAAUGUGGAGAAGGCGAUGUGCUAAAGUCUUUGACAACAGUCUUUGAAAAUGGUGGUAAUGUUGAAUGUCAACACAUGCUUCAGCUAGAGAAUGGAAAUGAGGUUAUGAGGGGAAGAACCAAAUGGAGGCCAGGUUAUGAGGGGAAGAACCAAAUAGAGGCCACAUUUUUUUGGACAUCAUAUAAAUAUGUUGGUUGA